Messenger RNA from Orycteropus afer afer, 2332 nucleotides. RefSeq names its product kelch like family member 9 (gene KLHL9). The record is from RefSeq and is a predicted model, not a curated record. Lineage: Eukaryota; Metazoa; Chordata; Mammalia; Tubulidentata; Orycteropodidae. Gene Ontology annotation, molecular function: ubiquitin-protein transferase activity; cullin family protein binding. Gene Ontology annotation, cellular component: Cul3-RING ubiquitin ligase complex. Gene Ontology annotation, biological process: regulation of cytokinesis; protein ubiquitination.
GGGUGCCCGGCCUCGCCGCGGAACUGCAAUACGUGGCGGCGCCUCCCCGUUGGCCUGGAGCGGAACUGUGAAGGAGCAGCAGCGCAGGCCGGACGAGGUGAACCGGGUCAUUUUAUUGCCGUCAGAGCUAUGAUGGCUUCUGCUAGUGAUUAUUUCAAAGCGAUGUUCACAGGUGGAAUGAAAGAACAAGAUUUAAUGUGCAUUAAGCUUCAUGGGGUGAACAAGGUUGGUCUGAAGAAAAUCAUUGAUUUUAUUUAUACUGCAAAACUUUCUCUCAAUAUGGACAAUCUUCAAGACACACUUGAAGCUGCCAGCUUUUUACAGAUUUUACCUGUUUUGGACUUCUGUAAAGUAUUUCUUAUAUCGGGGGUCUCUUUAGAUAACUGUGUUGAGGUUGGACGGAUUGCAAACACCUAUAAUCUUAUAGAAGUGGAUAAAUAUGUUAACAAUUUCAUCCUGAAGAAUUUUCCUGCAUUGUUGAGUACUGGAGAGUUCCUAAAACUCCCUUUUGAGCGGCUUGCCUUUGUGCUUUCUAGUAAUAGUCUUAAGCACUGUACUGAACUUGAACUCUUCAAGGCUGCCUGCCGCUGGCUAAGGUUGGAAGAUCCUCGGAUGGAUUAUGCUGCAAAAUUAAUGAAGAACAUUCGAUUUCCACUGAUGACACCACAGGAUCUCAUCAAUUAUGUGCAGACUGUAGAUUUCAUGAGAACAGACAAUACCUGUGUGAAUUUGCUUUUGGAAGCUAGCAAUUACCAGAUGAUGCCAUAUAUGCAGCCAGUGAUGCAGUCAGACAGGACUGCCAUUCGAUCUGACUCGACUCAUUUGGUUACAUUAGGAGGAGUUUUGAGGCAGCAGCUGGUUGUCAGUAAAGAAUUAAGAAUGUAUGAUGAAAGGGCCCAAGAGUGGAAAUCUUUAGCCCCCAUGGAUGCUCCUCGUUACCAGCAUGGUAUUGCUGUCAUUGGAAACUUUCUUUAUGUAGUUGGUGGUCAAAGUAAUUACGAUACAAAAGGAAAAACUGCUGUUGAUACAGUCUUUAGAUUUGAUCCUCGGUGUAAUAAAUGGAUGCAAGUUGCAUCAUUAAAUGAAAAGCGCACAUUCUUCCACUUGAGUGCCCUCAAAGGACAUUUGUAUGCAGUUGGUGGGCGCAGUGCAGCUGGUGAAUUGGCCACAGUAGAAUGUUACAACCCGAGGAUGAAUGAAUGGAGUUAUGUUGCAAAAAUGAGUGAACCCCACUAUGGCCAUGCUGGAACGGUGUAUGGCGGCUUAAUGUAUAUUUCAGGAGGAAUUACCCAUGAUACUUUCCAAAAUGAGCUCAUGUGCUUUGACCCAGAUACAGACAAGUGGACACAGAAAGCUCCAAUGACUACAGUCAGAGGUCUGCAUUGCAUGUGUACAGUUGGAGACAAACUCUAUGUCAUUGGUGGCAAUCACUUCAGGGGAACAAGUGAUUAUGAUGAUGUUCUGAGCUGUGAAUACUAUUCACCAACUCUUGACCAGUGGACACCAAUUGCUGCUAUGUUAAGAGGUCAGAGUGAUGUUGGAGUUGCCGUCUUUGAAAAUAAAAUCUAUGUUGUUGGUGGGUAUUCUUGGAAUAACCGUUGUAUGGUAGAAAUUGUCCAGAAAUAUGACCCAGAAAAAGAUGAGUGGCACAAAGUUUUUGACCUUCCAGAGUCACUUGGUGGUAUUCGAGCUUGUACCCUCACAGUUUUUCCACCUGAAGAACACCCUGGAUCACCUUCUAGAGAAUCUCCUCUUUCAGCACCUUCAGAUCAUUCCUAGGACUAAGGUAUAAUAAUAUCUUUGCAGUGCAUCAUGGAUGAUCUCAUACUUUUCCUUCAAUUUAUCUUUUCUUAAAAUGAUUGGUAUAGUUACUAGAUAAAAAGAUAACUGAUGUCAUUUGUGUUGUUUGGCUUAGUAUGUUUAUCAGAUGGCUAACAUGCAUUCUGAAAAUGUAUUCCACAUAGCCAGCUGUUUUAAAUGAGAAAAGAUGUGUAGAAAAUGUUUAAAUUAGAUGUCUUCAUGUGGUGGUGUGUAAGUUAAUUGGAGGGGACUGUAGUAGAUAUAAUUAUGCUUCACAGCUGAAAGUUUUCAUUUUUGACUACAAAACGUCAAAGGGAGGCUGUUGCAACGUAAAACAGAAAAACAAAAGGUUGUUAAAUAUUAUUAGCUACCUCCCUCUUUCUGUAGAGUUUUUGACAUAUCUGUCAACUCUGACCAGAUUGAAUUCAGACUGUGACAUUUCUUAGGAAGACAUGAUAAAUAAUAAAUUCAGAGACUGAAAAAAACAGGAAAGCCCUAAGUCAGGGUUUGAGAUCUCUUUCUCUAGAGAGAG